CUUUCAGUAUUACGUUUCCUGGACUUAGGUAGUUAGCUAUAUAAUGUGAAACGAAAACUAAGCAAGCAAGAUUACUGCUGUACCAGGGACUCGCACUGCGUUUCAUAUUUGUUUUGGAUCUCUUACUUUCAUCGGAACUUCACAAAAAUGGAGACACUCUAUCACCAGACAAACAAACAAAUCCAAGAGGUGCAGUCCAACAUGGGCCGUCUGGAGGGGACAGAUCGAGACUCAGUCCAUUUGCUAGAGAACGAGCUACAGGCCAGAAUCGACCAGAUCUUCAGCUGCCUGGAGAGGCUGGAGACCCUGGCCAGCAAGGAACCGCCCAAUCGCCGUCAGAACGCUAAACUACGUGUUGACCAGCUGAAGUAUGAUGUCCAGCACCUUCAGACGGCCCUGCGCAACUUCCAGCACAGGCGCUACAUGCGUGAGGCCCAGGAGCGCGAGAGAGAGGAGUUGAUGACCCGCACCUUCACCACCAAUGAUGCAGACACCUCCAUUCCCAUCGACGACACGCUGCAGUUCAACUCCAGCCUGCACAGCGCCCACAGGGGCAUGGAUGAGCUGCUGGGAAGCGGAAGCGGCAUUCUUGACGGCCUGAGGGACCAGCGUGGCACGCUCAAGGGCACUCACAAGAAGAUGCUGGAUGUGGCCAACAUGCUGGGUCUUUCCAACACGGUGAUGCGUCUGAUCGAGAAGAGGGCCUUCCAGGACAAGUUCAUCAUGAUGGGCGGCAUGCUGGUCACCUGUGUGGUCAUGUUCCUGGUAAUCAGGUAUCUCAGCUGAGAGCGGUUGACCACCUCCUCCAAGACAUCUCCCUCUGUUUUCGUCUCUGGUCAUCUAGCACAUUCUGUCCGUCACCCCUGGGAAUCAUAGAUGAGGUAAAGCAGAAGAAAAUGGUCUGUGAAGGCUUUGUUGUAUGUUCAUAUUUUUGUCCUGACAAAAUGUGCAGAAAGCUCAGGGGUGCUGAAGAGGAGGCACGUGAGGAGGAACUUCCAUCUAAACCGCAGACAUGUAAACCAGCUCCUGAGAUGAACUGCAAAGGUAUAAGGACUACUGGAGUGAAUGACUCUGUACUGGAAACUGUUUUUGGCCAUGUGCCCUUUCAUCCUGGAUUCACAUGUGAAAGAAACCAGAAAGUGCGGACUAACUUAGACAUGAAGAGUCCUGCAGGGUUUUCUGCCAGCCAUGUUAAUUUUCGUCAAUCUUAUCCCUUGUCUUUCUACCAACGUACUGUUUUUCCAUGCUAUAACCUUUGGAUAGGUGUUUUACUAUGGUUUGACAGUAUUAUGGUGGGUUGAGAUCUUUUUCCCCCUUCUUUGAGCUGCUCCAUUGGCCUAAGUCAAGGUGAGUUUUCAGAAAUGACAAACCUCGAGUCUCAUUGGAAGAAAACUUUGUGUAGAGCUUUGUGUUAAAAAAAUCAUCUGGUUUAAACUGCAAAUUACUUCACAAAAUUAAUUUUAAUUCAAUACAUAAUAUAUGUUUAAUUAAUCAUAAACAGUUGUAAUAAUAAUGUAAUUACAUGUUAAACUGAAUGAGUUGGGGAAACAACCCAGACCAUUUCGCUGUCAAUAUAAAAACAAAUUUAAAUUCAGUGAUGAUGAUGAGCAAUAAGCUCUCAGAUUAGCAGCUACAAAAAUUUAAUUGUGCAGGGGCUCAGUUGGCAAGGUGCUCGUCUGGAAUGCAGGCUGAGCUUUAGGGCCAUGGUUCAGAGCUGGCCAUGUCUUCUGCCAGCGAUGCCUAGGAGCCCACGUAGUGUAACCGAUAGGUUCUGACAACGUCAUUGGCGUAGCCCUUAACCUGCAAUUAGCACUCACUUCAUGGCAGUGCACUGUGGGACUUUUCGUAUGGAGAAGCAUAGCUGCUGGCUGAAUACAAGUGUAUUGGAGGGUCGCAUUUGUCUCACUUAAGAGCUUCUGCACAAGUGUAGAGCUUGUGAGAUGCGCUUAAUGUGCAGUUGGUGGUUCUAAAAAUGGUCCAAUAAAACGCAAGUGGGGGGGGGGGGGGGGGGGGGUUUAAAUUCUGAAGAAAGACAGUAUCCCAACAUGCACGCUGUACAAGAUCACAUAUAUGACCCAAAUACACAUACUGUGAAAUAAGUGGAUGCCAGUUAACGUAUACUGAAGCGCAGAGCCCUGUGUGUCUGCCUGCAGGCAGUGCUGUCCCCAGGUUGUGCGCUCUGAUUUCAGUCUGCAUAUGACGCACGGGAGAUAUUGAAGCAGAAUUCCUCCUCCAUCUGUUUUGUCUGCAUGCACAUCUCAGUCCACAGGAAAUUAGAAAACUUAUUACACCACCAAAGGGUAGUCUUUGUGAACCAUCCCCUUGAACCUUCGGCAGUUCUAUGCAUUUCUUCAUAGUUUUCAUGGUAAUUAUCAGUCA
Molecule: messenger RNA, 2379 nt
Organism: Megalops cyprinoides (Indo-Pacific tarpon)
Lineage: Eukaryota; Metazoa; Chordata; Actinopteri; Elopiformes; Megalopidae
Gene: gosr2
Product: golgi SNAP receptor complex member 2
Exons: 6
Coding region: 148-786 (212 amino acids)
Biological process (GO): intra-Golgi vesicle-mediated transport; vesicle fusion
Cellular component (GO): Golgi apparatus; SNARE complex; ER to Golgi transport vesicle membrane
Molecular function (GO): SNARE binding; SNAP receptor activity
Source: RefSeq, a predicted model, not a curated record